CUUGUUGUUAUUCUACAACCCCAGUUUCUCGUAAAACUUUUCUAAUAAUUAACCUGAUUUUUUUUUUCUGUAAAUAUGUCUCGGAACCAGAUCUACUAUUCCAACAGGUACAGUGACGACCAUUACGAGUACAGACAUGUUGUUCUGCCUCGGGAGAUGACUAAAUAUAUCCCAAAAUCCCACCUGAUGUCUGAAGACGAGUGGAGACAGCUGGGAGUGCAACAGUCCCAGGGAUGGAUCCACUAUAUGAUACAUGAACCAGAGCCACACAUCCUUCUGUUCAGAAGACCUCUACCUCCGAAGCAAUGACACAAGACCCCACCCUCGCACUACUGGAAGAGUCCUCCUGUGAUCUUUUAUUUAAGAUUAUUAAGUGUAUACUGUCUGGCUGCUCACUGCAGCAUGUGAAUUUCUCAGCUUUUUGAUGUAAUCCCUCUGAUUUGUUUGCCUUUUUUUGUUUUUUUGCGGAGAAAGGAGGAAGAAAUCUUCUUUGACUUCAAACCGAAUUUAUAAAUUAGAGAUGGUCAAAUCUGGUGUCAGUCUCUCUGUGUGUUCAGUUACAUUUGUUUAAUUGUCAUGCUCUGACCUUUACAGUAAUAAACAACCUGCUAACCACCU
Messenger RNA from Maylandia zebra (zebra mbuna), 618 nucleotides. Its product is annotated as Cyclin-dependent kinases regulatory subunit 2-like. The record is from RefSeq and is a predicted model, not a curated record. NCBI's taxonomy places the organism in Eukaryota, Metazoa, Chordata, Actinopteri, Cichliformes, Cichlidae. Gene Ontology annotation, molecular function: cyclin-dependent protein serine/threonine kinase regulator activity.